Penicillium alfredii is the source of this 1020-nucleotide messenger RNA. RefSeq lists its product as uncharacterized. The transcript has 2 exons. Lineage: Eukaryota; Fungi; Ascomycota; Eurotiomycetes; Eurotiales; Aspergillaceae. The record is from RefSeq and is a predicted model, not a curated record. Bases 1 to 1020 code for a protein of 339 amino acids.
AUGCCCCCCACCAAACGGCCGGCCCCCGUCCAGCCCCAAAACCACAAGAUCUUCGACCCCUGGAACUCGGCCUCAACGGGCCACCAACGCGCAGAACAUCGGAAUGCAGAAGCAGUGGCAUGGGACGAUGUGCGCGCCGACAAGCUGGCGUGCCAGUUCCAGAGCAGGGAUUGUCUGGCGGGGUUACGGUCGCGAUCGCAGUGCUAUGGUGAUUCCAGAGAAAAUUUCUUAGGCGGGGGUGCCUUUGAUGGGAGAGUCGAGGCUCCACAACAGCCAGGCCAGAGAGUUGGUGCAAAUACAAGACCAGGGCCGGGGGAAUGGCUCUGCGUGUCUGAUGCAGAGGCAGAACGAAAUCAGCUCGGGGUGCGGGAUAUUCGCAGCUUCAUGGGGGUUGGCAAGCGCAAGGCCGAUGAUGGUGGAGAAGGGAAUGCGAAGGCGAAGAACACCAUCGGCAGGAAGAAACUAAAGCCCACACCGACGGAGAAAGAAACCGAGAAGCAAGAAGCGACGGGAAGAGAAAAUGUGGAAACGCAAGAGCAGCAAGACCCCGAGCAUGAGACUGCUACGACUGCUUCGACUACCACCGACCCUGCUUCUACGACCUCUCCCUCGGAUAUCUUCGCCGGAAUAACCGUCUUUAUCAACGGCUCGACGCUCCCCCAGAUCUCAGACCACAAACUCAAGCACCUCCUCGUCGCGCACGGCGCCCACGUUUCUAUCGCGAUGGCACGGAAGACCGUCACACAUGUGAUUGUCGGCCAGCCAAACAGCGGGCCCUCGACUUCUACUGCGGUACGUACAGGAGGUGGUAUAGGUGUGGGUGCAGGAGGUGGAUUCGCAGCCCGGAAGCUCCAACAGGAAAUUGCCAGAGGUGGCUGGAAGAGUGUGAAGGUUGUUGGGGUAGACUGGGCCCUUGAAAGUAUCAAGGCUGAGCGCCGACUGGCCGAGUCUCGGUUUGCGGUUUUGCAUGUUGCGGCCAAAGGGCAGAAGAGCGUGGCGGGGAUGUUUGGGGCCCGGUAG